Molecule: messenger RNA, 8568 nt
Organism: Tetrahymena thermophila SB210
Lineage: Eukaryota; Ciliophora; Oligohymenophorea; Hymenostomatida; Tetrahymenidae
Product: transmembrane protein, putative
Exons: 15
Source: RefSeq, a predicted model, not a curated record
AUGAUAAGAUUAUUUUAGUGUUAGCCAAUUUAAAGAAAUCCAGGAGCUUCAGGAUUUAGUUUAAAAAUUACAUUUGUGACAUUUAAUCCUCCAUAAAAUGCUAAAUUCUUAACACUACAACUAAGUGAUUUGUUGGGUAUAAAUUUUAGUAGUAUCACAAAAAUUUCAUACUAAGCUGUAAAUAACGAUUAAUUUUGUAAACUUGACAAAACCACUUCAAUAAAUGCUGUAUUUGAUUCCACCCAAAAAAAAAUUUCAAUUCCAAAUCCUUUCACAAUAUUAGAUACUAAUUCUUAAAUGCCAUGUAGUGGAUAAAAUGUACCUCCAAAUUGGUUAACUAUACAAAUAGUAAGUACCUUUUAAUAUGGAGGAACAAUAAAUAUUUAAACGUUUUAUGACUCUGUAUAAUAUGGCACAACUAAUUCUAUUGGCCUUUCUACACCAUUAUAAGUAUAACCAGAUAAUAUUUUAGAUGCAAAUAUAUAGUUUGGUUUCUCAUCAACUACUCCAUCGAAAAUUAUAUCUGAUAUAGGUGAAUACAGUUUAAAAGUGACAACUCCGACUCUCACUACAGCAAUAAAUUAAAUUGCUUUAACUCUUCCAAUGUAUUGGUAUCCUGAUACUCUUUUACCUGAUAGUGGCUGCUAGCAAACAUCAGUACCAUAAUAAGCAAGCUUCAAAUCUACAUUACUAAGUUCAUUAUCAGCAACUGUUACUACUGAUAAUCCAAAUGGUUUGUACAAAGUUGCAUUAAGUUUCACAUAAAUAAAUCUAAAUGGUUAAAUAGUUGAUUUAACUUUUUAAAUGACAAAUCCAUUUACAUCCGCUAAUAUAGUAUUAGAAGGAACCUAAUUGAUAAUUAUAGCAGCUUUUAAUUAUUAGUAGAGUCCUAGUUCAACUGUGUAUACUGCCUUUUAAACAUAAUUUUCAAAUACUAACGUGUAAGCAUCAUCUAAGACAUUUCCAGAUUGUAAUUAAAACGGAAAUGUAUAAAUACUAUGCUCUCCUACAAGUAAUGGAAGCUAUACUAAUUAAGCAUGCAUGUCAGGUUAGACUGUAUUUGUAAAAAUAUUGAUGUAUCCUAUUUUUUUUUAAGAUAUAUACUCCUCUGUGUAAUUUACUUUAUCUAAUCUUCCACCCAAUUAGCAAGCUAUAACUGGUAUUACGAUGCAAAUUUAAAAUGCUGGGUCACAAGCAGAUGCUGGGGUACCAUCGAAUUCUGUUAGUACCAACAAUUAAGUGAUAUUUUUUAAUCAAUAUUUAAAUGGUAAUGUAAAUUAUUAAUCCUAUCCAUUUAUUUGCAUGGCUGGCAUAUACAUACAAUGGUUAUCUAUUAUUAUACCAUCAUUUUAACUUCCUUAUGAUAUAGAUGGACUUAACAUAUCUGCAUAAUUCUUUGUUUAACCCUUUUUACCAUUAGCAGGCUAUAGUUAGUAUAAAAGGGAUCUCGUUUCUGACAAAAUCUUGAAUACUUAAUGCAGUAACACUAAAAUAUAAAUAAAUUAAAAUACUCUUAAAGCUGCUUAAGUAACAACUUCUAAUUAAAAUGACUUACAGGUAGGUGCAACUUCAGCAACUCACGAAUUUACAAUUAAAAGCUAAUUUUCAUUUCUUUCUACAUCCGGAAAAAUUUAACUUACUCUUCCCUCAUCUUUAUCAAUAAAUGCUGGUGGAACCUUUUCUUGUACUUUAAAAUUUAUUCUUACUGAUAAUUCACUGCUUUCUAAUCCCACUACAUGCACAAAAGCUGGUACACCUACUGUUGUUACCUUGUCAUAUACAUAUUCUGGAACUUAAAAGGCUAUUGGAUUUGUUUUUACUAUAAAUCAAGUGAAAAACCCAACAAUAAUAUAAUUUUCAAAGUUUUCAGUUUAAACAUUCUUGAGAAAUGGUGGUCUUUCUGAGUCUAAUGAUAAUUCAAAUACUUUUGGGUUUACCACUCUACCUGCUCCUUUUACUACAGCCUAGCUAGUAAAUAAUGCUCCAGGAGUAAAGAAUGUUUACACGCUUUCUCCUUACAAACUUACACUUAUCUCACCAGUUGAUUUGCUAACCACUAACUAAAUUAUUGUUAAUUUUCCAAAUUAUGUUUUAGAAAUAAAUAAUAUAUCUGUUACUAGUCCUUCAACUGGUAUCACUACUUCAUCAAAUAAUUAAUUUCCAUUAACAUUGACAUUUACUCAAUAAAUUACUGCUAAUACUCCAAUUAAUGUGCAGUUUACUAUAAGAAAUCCACCAGUUUCAAAUUUAGACUACUAAUUUUAAAUUGUUGCAUAUGAUGUUACACCAGAUAAAACUUUUUUAUAAAGCACUAUUAACUAUGGUAGUACAGAUAAUAUUAAAUUAGUAGGUUUUUCAUCUUUUGGGGUAAUUUCAAGUAGUCCUUAAAAUUUAGCAACAGCUGUGUUUACAGUAUCUUUCAAUCCUACUGUACUACUUGCCAAACCGUCUAUAAUGAUUUUAACUUUUACAGCACCAACUAAUACUCAUAAUUUUCUAAUAACUGCAUAAACAACUUGCUCACCUAUCACACCAGGGCUUACUCUAAGCUGCACUAUUAAUACACCUUCAACUAAUUAGUUGACAGUUACUUUCAAUACCGAUAUAUAGCCAUCUACAAACUAUCAAUUUAAUAUUUAAAAUGUUUUAAAUUAUUUGAGUACAUCUCCAUACCAAAUAACAGGAGAUCUUGGGUACUCAUAAAAUUAGGUUGGAAAUGAAUCAUCUUAGACUAUUUAAAAUACAUAAUUUUAGAGCUUAUCUACAGUAUAAUUGGUGAUUACAAACAGCUAACUAGGAAUUGCAAGUUAAUAUUAAUUUAAUAUCUAAACAGUAUCUCCUUUCCCAUAAAAUGGUAAUAUAGUUGUAACAGCAACUGAUCUAGUAUAAUUUGUACUGCCUUCUAGUGUAACUGUAAAUUUAUCUACUUGUACAGGGUCAGCGGGUGAUACUACAUCUAAAUUAACUUUAUCUUCUUGCUAUCCAAAUUAAGACCCAUCCUUGAUUACAAUGUCUGUUAAUAAUCCUAACUAAUUAAUUCAGAACUCAAAUACUCCAUUCACUAUAACUCUCAAUGAAAUAGUUGGCGGAACGCUUUAUCCAAUUAAAUAAUACACUUCUCCUAAUCUCGUAUACAAGAAUAAAUGUAAUGUAUCAUCAUUUUGUAAAACUUGCUAAGAUGCCAAUCCUUCAAGCUGCUUAACUUGCUAUCCUCAAAAUACUAUUUAUUAUUAAUCUUAAAAUGUAUAUGUUUAAGAAAUAAUUUUAAAUAGUGUACCUGCUGUUCCAAAUUGUGUGGCUAGCUGUCCAGCAUAGUCUUACUAAACUACUCAAAGUGGAUAAAGUAUAUGCGCAUCAUGCAGCCCGCCAUGCACAGCUUGUAUGAAUUCAUCUACUUUUUGCACUUCCUGCUCAGGCAAUCUUUACUUAGAUCCAACAAUAAACACUUGCAGCGCAAAUUGUCCUAAUCUAUAUUUCUAGGGAUCUAACAAUAAAUGUUAACUUUGCUCAACUGUAGGAAAUUGUUUAACUUGUUCUUCUGCUGGUGUAUGCACUUCAUGCGAUCCCAACUUUUAUAAAAAAUAAAAUACAUAAUGUGUAACCUAAUGUGAUAGCUCAUAUUACCUAGCUAAUGGAGGAACAGAAUGUAAACCUUGCCCCACAGGAUGCAAUACUUGUACUUCUGAUACAAACUGUACCGCUUGCUCUGUUGGAUAUAUUAAAUAUUAAACAACAUGUGUUUCAAGCUGCCCUUCAGGAUAUUCAAGGCUUAUGCAAGGCGGAGUAUAUGUUUGUGGUCUAUGUGAUCCAAAUUGCUAAGCUUGUGAUACCAUAAGCACUACUUGUACUUCUUGUUACCCUAACACAUAUUUGUAUAACUAAAAAUGUAUUACAUAAUCUUAAAUACCUGCUGGUAACUUUGGAGACAAUGCAACAUGGACAGUCUAACCUUGCAUGAAUUAUUGUGUUGCAUGUUCUUAUAAAUCACUGUGUACUACAUGCUCUUAAUCAGCAGUUGUUUAUUAAGGUGUCUGUUACACUACUUGUCCUAGUAGUGCUCCUGUACCAGACGGAGCUGGUGGUUGUAAAUAGGCAAUUGUGCCGGCAGCAGUAUCAGAUAAUAGCUCUAAAGUAGUACCCUUCCCUAUGCUUUUGUCAUGCAUAGCAUUCUGCAUAUCUGUAUACUUCUCUAAAUAUGAAAAACCUCAAACAUUUGUUCCUGGUUGCAUUGUGGGUUUUUGUGCUCUCUUUGAAUGGAUAUCUUGGAUAAUAUUGAUAGCGAUAUGCUAUUUAAAUGAUGGAAUUAUGUCAAUAACUACAAUUGCUGCUGCCGUAGGAUUCGUCCUUAUUUACCUAUUUAAUUUAGUUUAUUACAUAUUAUACAGAAAAACAAUAUCUAAAGAUACCUCAUUUAUGGAGUGGGAAUUAUCUCAUAAAAAUAGGAUGUGUAAAAAUGUAUCAAUAUUUUUUUCAUGCCUCAUUUCCUUCAAAAUUUAAAAAAUUAUCUUCUGCAAGUAUUUUAACUAAAACUUUUUUAAGGCAAAACUUAAAGAUAUUGACUUAUUAUCUCCUUUCAAUAAAGUUUCUGUGCUAAGUGUUAUAUUUAAUAGCUUCUUAAUUAUUUUAAGUGCAGCCAUAUUUAGCUAUAAAUAUCAAAAUUCCACUUAGAUUUAUAUUUUAAGUCUAGAUACAUUGCUUGUGACCAUUUUUAUGAUUAUUUUCAUGAUUUGGGAGGCAUUGAAGAAUGAAACCUUCUUUGAAGAAAACUACAAUAUGAAUUUUGAACAAAUGAGCUAAUUUACUCAACGAUUCUUCCCCUUCGACUAAUCUUACAUGGAGAGGGCAAGGUAAAGAUCAGUUUAUGGACAUCUUAAAAAAUCAGAGUCAAAUUCUAGUCUUACCGAAUUUGGCAAGGAUAACAAAGUGACUAAAGUAGAACAAUUACAGUAACCUUACAGUUAAGUAAUGGACCCAAAUGAUAUUUCAACAAAUGCCGCUAUAGAUAGAAAUGUAUUAAAUAACUCUAAUAAUGGAGCACCUUAUCUUAUUCAGGAUGAGUUAUCAGAGUCCUCUAAACCUGGAAAAAAGAGAUAAUUUGAGAAAAAGCAUGUUGCUCCUGUAUUUGACCAUAAAAAUUUCCCACCUAUAGAAGAAAACUCAUUAGAAGAUGAGGAUGAAGAUUAUUAUGAUGAAGAUUAUUAGAAUCAAACUAUGAAAAAAAUGGUUGGGGCCUCUAAUAUGGCAGGUUUAGCAAAUUCAAAAGGCUUUGAUAAAAAUAAAAUGAUAUCUCUGGAUGAUUAAGAAGAUUUAGAAAAUUAAAGAAACAAAAAUUUAAAUAAUUCAAACUAAUUUUAAAACAGUAACGGCUUCAACAAAAAUAAUGGUAGUGAUUAAGUCCCCUCAUAGUUAAAUUAAAGUCACACAGUUUACUAUGAUCCUUAAGAUCCUUCAGGAUAAAUGAUGAACAAUGUAAGUAUGGGAGUAGGAUUGCAAGAAGAUGAAAAUGAUGGAGAAGGAGAAGAGGUACGCUAACGAUUAUUUUCUAAAUAGUCUGGUGAUGAAAAUAUGAAAGAAAAAGCAGCUUUGAUUGCAGGUACUUCUUUAAUUGGAGGAGCAGUAGUAGGUGCUGCAGCUGCCUAAAGUGCAAAUAAUAAGAAUGAAUAAUAGUAAUUAGUUGACUAAAAUGGAAAUAGGAUAGAUAAAGAUGGCAAUCUUAUAGACAAAGAUGGUAAUAAAAUUGAUAAAGAAGGCAAUAGAAUUGACAAAAACGGUAAUAAGAUUGAUAAAGAUGGAAAUAUGAUUGAUAAAGAUGGUUAUAUAAUUGAUAAAGAGGGGAAUAAGAUUGAUAAAGAUGGAAAUAAGAUUGAUAAAGAUGGAAAUAAGAUUGAUAAAGAUGGAAAUAAGAUUGAUAAAGAUGGAAAUAGAAUUGAUAAAGAUGGAAAUAAAAUAGACAAAGAUGGUAAUAGGAUCGAUAAAGAUGGUAACAGAAUUGAUAAAGACGGUAAUAGAAUUGAUAAAGAUGGUAAUAGGAUUGAUAAAGACGGACAUAGAAUCGAUAAAGAUGGAAAUAGAAUUGACAAAGACGGGAAUAGAAUUGAUAAAGAUGGAAAUAAGAUUGAUAAAAAUGGUAAUAGAAUUGACAAAGAUGGGAAUAGAAUUGAUAAAGAUGGUAAUAUAAUUGAUAAAGAUGGUAACAGAAUCGAUAAAGAUGGAAAUAGAAUUGACAAAGAUGGAAAUAGAAUUGACAAAGAUGGAAAUAGAAUUGACAAAGAUGGAAAUAGAAUUGACAAAGACGGCAAUAGGAUUGAUAAAGAUGGACAUAGAAUUGAUAAAGAUGGAAAUAAAAUUGAUAAAGAUGGUAAUAGAAUUGACAAAGACGGCAAUAGGAUUGAUAAAGAUGGAAAUAGAAUUGACAAAGACGGGAAUAGAAUUGAUAAAGAUGGUAAUAGAAUUGAUAAAGAUGGAAAUAGGAUUGAUAAAGAUGGUAAUAGAAUUGACAAAAAUGGUAACAGAAUUGAUAAAGAUGGUAAUAGAAUUGACAAAGACGGUAAUAGGAUUGAUAAAAAUGGUAAUAGAAUUGACAAAGAUGGGAAUAGAAUUGAUAAAGAUGGUAAUAGAAUUGAUAAAGAUGGUAACAGAAUCGAUAAAGAUGGAAAUAGAAUUGACAAAGAUGGUAACAGAAUUGAUAAAGAUGGAAAUAAAAUUGACAAAGAUGGUAACAGAAUUGAUAAAGAUGGUAAUAGAAUUGACAAAGACGGCAAUAGGAUAGAUAAAGAUGGAAAUAGAAUUGACAAAGAUGGCAAUAGAAUUGACAAAGACGGCAAUAGGAUUGAUAAAGAUGGACAUAGAAUUGAUAAAGAUGGAAAUAGAAUUGACAAAGAUGGUAACAGAAUUGAUAAAGAUGGUAAUAGAAUUGACAAAGACGGUAAUAGGAUUGAUAAAGAUGGUAACAGAAUUGAUAAAAAUGGAAAUAAAUUAGAUAAAAAUGGAAAGGUUUUAGAUGAUAAAAACAAAAAGGCUGAAGAUGACAUGUUGUUUUAUUUUAAUAAUCCUCUUAACGACUAAAAUGAAUAAAAUAAAAACAACCAAAAGGAAGGAUAAUAGGAUAAGACAAAAAAAGCUUAAAAUUUAGAUGAAAAUAAGGUAGAGAAAAUUAUGCCAGAAGUCGAAGAUUUGGAUGAGGAUUUAUCUAAAAAAGAUAAAAACUAAAAUGAAAUGGGUAAAAAUAAGAAAAUGAUAACUCCUAAUGAUAUUGUAAAAGGAAACAAUAAGAAUCAGAAAGGUCCAUAAAAGAACAAUUUGUUUGGUACUUCAGAUGAUGAAGGAGCUAAUCAAAAUUCAAAAAAGAAAAAAGGACAAUCUGAAAAAAAGAACAAUAUUUAUGAUUCUGAUGAAAGUUUGCACACAGCUAGUGAGGCGGAAAUGAAUUUCAAUGAAAUUAGUCCAACAGACUUCAAUAUACUUAACUAAAGAUAUGAAGAAGACUAUUUUGUUUAACCACCUUAAAGUGCACUUUAAAUGUAACUUCUCUAAUAAAGCUUGAGUUAACUAAAUAGAAAUAUUUCUAGCAGCCAAAGUUAAGCCUUUAUGAAUAAUACUGGGUUCGAUGGAAAUAAUACAAGGUAAUCAUAACCAUAGGCAGGAUAGUUCACAACUGGAGUUGGAAAUAGCUAAGGAUUUGAUAAAAAGAUGGUGAAUUAAUUUGGUUAGAACAAUAUUGAUGGCUCAAGCAAAUUAUAACAAAAUUAAUAAAAGUAAAAGACUUUACAGCCAAGUAACUCGAAUUUAUCUAUGAACAGUUAAAAUCCAUAAAAUGGUAUGAACAAAUCAAAUAGUCCAGUGAAAAGGUAAAAGCAGGUUGGACUUAAUAACUCACGCUCUUAAAAUGUUAAUGCUCUCUCAGUAGACAUAAAGCAAAAUACUUAGCCUAACAUUUAAGGAUAGAGCAAUAAUCUAAGUACAAUCAACUCAAAUAAUAAUGGAAAUAUUAAUCCUAUAUUAGCUAAUCCUAAUGCAAAUGGCAAUACAACAGACUAACUCUUAAUAGAAAACUUCGAUGAUUUUAAUAAUAACACUUCUUCUUAAACUGCUAUACCUUAAGGUUUUUACCAAAAUCAAUUUAAUUCAAGUUUUAACAAUUAAGAUCCUCGAAUGAGCUACACUUAAAUGAAUAGAGGCAAUCUAAGUAGUAGGUCUAAAGGUAAUUCACCUUCAAGUUAGAAUAUAGCUUACAAAGUUCCUGCUGUUGACGUAAACAAAUUAAAGAAUUUAGAAAAGAUAUAUCUUCAAAGAAUAGAAGCUAAUGUUAAUUCCUCAUAAAGCUCUAGAAAGAAUGCCUUGAAAAAGAAAAAAAAGAAAAUCUAGAGAGAAUUAUCACACACGUCUAAUCUUUAAGUAAAUCCAACUUAAGGAAUGAAAUCUCCUGGAGACAUGUCUGAAAUUUAUUUUGGAGAAAGAGGUUAGAAAUUUGACCCUACAAUGUUAGACCAUAAUGGAGAAGAAGUUAUUGAUUUUGAUGAUGAAGAAGAUGUUGGACCUGAAAAUGUAAAUUUUGAUUAAAACUUUUGA